AAUGAAUAUUCCAAGCAAAUCAAGGAAUAUAGGUCAAUGGAAAAGCCUGGGAAGGCGCAUGGCAAGGUGUUUGUCAGAGUCGUUGGUGUUCGCGGGUUGCAAGUGCCUAUACCCCAGCAAGCCACAGCUCUUACAUGUACUUUGAACAACGGAAUCCAUUUUGUUACUACUCCAGAAACCCGUCUAUCCAGAGAUUCGCGCAUCGAUCAAGAGUUUGAGCUUAUCGAGCACAACAAGCUAGAGUUCACUCUAACCCUCAAGGUGCGCCGUGAUGCACAUAUCACCGCCCAAUCACAGGCUCUUGUGCCACCGCCUGCGCCACGUGUGCAGCCCCCAGCAGUCGCACCCAAGUCUAGGGGUGGCAUGCUUAGCUUCUUCUCGUCAACACCUAAAAAGCAACCUCGUGCGACUCCACCCCCUCCACCUGCCCCUCCUUAUAAACUCCCAGAUAAUCUCGCACGGUAUCUCAAACAGGAUGGAACCCUCGCACGUGCAUUGAUUUCAUUCAAAGAUGUGGCUGCGAGAUGCGAUACUCGGCUAUUCGAGACUAGUUAUCCACUAAUCGGACAGCGCAUCGAAGCUUCAGGGGGUCCAACUACCAUGGAGUUGGGAGAGAUCGUAUUGCAGAUGUUUAGACUUCCACCUCUACCUGGCGUUUUGAGCAAUCAGCUUCCACAGAGUCUUGAAGACUGUCAUCGAGGUUUAAGACACGUCGCCUGGCAUAAAGUCACGUACUUCGAGGGUACACUUACGCAGCAUGGAGGGGAUUGCAUGACAUGGCGGCGACGUCGUCUUCGGGUUAUUGGCGCGAAUCUUGUUGCAUUUAACGAUGUCACCAAGAAGGCAACGGCGACCAUCAACCUCAAGAAAGCCAUCGCAGUUGAGGACAACCAAGAUACGCGUACGGACGCUCUCAGUCCUGCUCGGUCAGUAAAUGAUUACGACGGGAUGAUCACAGUCGAGCGUUCCUUCCGUCUCGUAUUUCCUGGAAACCAAGAAAUAUUUUUCUUCGCAGACACGGAUGAUGAGAAGGCGAAGUGGCUUGAUGUGUUCCGUGCACUUGUCGGGCACAUCCCACCGAAUCCAUUAUGGGCAGAGUUAAUAUGGCAACGGCAGCAAGACAUGGCGAAACAGCCCUCUACACAAACUUCUUCGAAGACAGGUCCCCGAUAG
This is a messenger RNA of Suillus fuscotomentosus, 1173 nucleotides long. RefSeq lists its product as uncharacterized. The transcript is spliced from 5 exons. The record is from RefSeq and is a predicted model, not a curated record. Gene Ontology annotation, molecular function: GTP binding. Lineage: Eukaryota; Fungi; Basidiomycota; Agaricomycetes; Boletales; Suillaceae. The annotation marks the transcript as partial.